This is a messenger RNA of Scatophagus argus, 6378 nucleotides long. RefSeq names its product DDB1- and CUL4-associated factor 1-like. Gene Ontology annotation, molecular function: histone H2AT120 kinase activity; nuclear estrogen receptor binding. Gene Ontology annotation, cellular component: Cul4-RING E3 ubiquitin ligase complex; nucleus. Gene Ontology annotation, biological process: protein ubiquitination. The record is from RefSeq and is a predicted model, not a curated record. Lineage: Eukaryota; Metazoa; Chordata; Actinopteri; Scatophagidae.
ACUCCCACAUGCGGCUGUCAACGCGCCGCUGCUCCCACGCCUCGCUGCGCUCCUCUGACUCCAGGACCUGAGCUUCUCGGGACAUUAGCCGGAGGGAGGAGCUGUGUGCGGUUCAAUACGUAGAUAAAAUGCAGAUGAGCCGAGGGACGCGGCGCGAACUCGGGCAAAGUUAGCCAAGUUUGCUAACUGUCACCUUGUUGCCGCGCUAGCUGAGCUCCCACGCGGAGCGCCGAGUGUCCUCUGAGCAGCGGCUGAUGAGCCGGCUGUCCUGCCCAGUGAGGCCACCUGUUGGCCUGGACUCACGGCACCUCGGAGGCACUUUUUCACUGCGAUAGCAUGUGAAGUAGCCUGUUGGGUCAUGUCUCCACGUCGAGCCACCCUCAGACAGCUGCUGGCAGCCAUGUCUUCCCAGGAAGAAGAACCGCCGGCUGCCGUGUCAGCUGCCCUGUCGUCUGCCCUGUCGGCCGCCGUGUCGGCCGCCAUGGCAGUGGCCAUGGCCGUGGACGCUAAGGCGGAACUCGCCGCGCUGCUGGACGAAUGGGAAGAAGCCCAGCGGGGCACCACAGAGCAGCUGGUGUCCAUCCUCACUAAAAUAUCUGAGCUGAUUGAGCGGGAGACGGCAGAGUAUCACAAAGCAGAUCCUGAUCCGUUUGAUGACCGUCAUCCAGGGCGGGCAGACCCAGACUGCAUGCUGGGACAGCUCCUGAAGAUGCUCUUCAUGAACGAUGACUUCACUAAUGCGCUGUUGGACACAUAUAUCAUGACCAGCCGAGAGCUCAGCCUCAACACAGCAGCCAGCCGUCUGCUUCAGAACAUCAUGCCAGGCCUGGAGUCUGCCGUCGUCUUCCAGGAGAAGGAAGGUCUGGUUGAGAAGCUGUACUCCUGGGCCCGUGAAGCAGAGCGUCCGCUGUGCGUCUACGCCACAGGCCUGCUCGCCAGGGCCAUGAGCACCCAGGAAGUGGCGGCCAGCUACCGAGAGGAGAACGCUCAGCUGGUGCCCAUCAUGAUUCAGCGCCUGCAUGAGCUGCAAACUGAAGAGGCCAGGAGUCACUUCAGUCCCACCAAGACGGCCCAGAAUCUACCUCAGGACUCUCAGGAUGAAACGACCCAAACCUCAAGCGUCGCAACGGACCUGCCAGACAAAACCGAGGGGGAGGGUGUGGGGGAGGAGGGGGAGAGCAGCCGGUCGGCAAAGGCCACAACAAAACCGUCGUCACAGCUCGGUUCCGCCCUGAGAAGCAGCAGCAGCAGUGGAGGGUCCAGCUCGACCCGACUGCUUCCGGACUUUGUUUAUCAAGCGAGCCCAAACUCCGGCACCAGGGAGACGGAGGACGGGCAGAGAGGACGAGGAGGGAAGAGACGGGCAGUGAAGGAGAAUGGGAGGCAGGCCAAACUCAACUUCACCACCUCCUCCCGCAGGACGGAGGAGGAGGAGGAGGAGGAACAGGAGGAGGCGGUGGAGGCAGAGGACAGGAACGAUUCCAUCGACCAGCCGGCCGGCAGCACCUCCUGGUCCGAGAUGAGCUCGAUGGUGAUUGGCUCUGACUACCGCCUGCUGCCGCUGAGCUCGGCCAUGGAGCAGAGGCUCAUCCUGCAGUAUCUGACGCCGCUCGGAGAUUACCAGGAGUUGCUCGCCGUUUUCAUGCAGUUGGACACCCGCUCGCUGCUGAUGAACUACAUUGACCUCAGACAGACCGAAAAUGUCCAGCUCACCUUUGAUGCCCUCCUGUAUCUCGCCUCACUGCUCCUCCAUAAGAAGUUUGCAGCAGAGUUCAUCGCUCAUGGAGGGGUGCAGAAGCUUCUGGAGAUCCCGAGGCCGUCGAUGGCAGCGACGGGAGUCUCACUCUGCUUGUACUACCUGGCAUACAACCAAGAUGCUAUGGAGAGGGUGUGCACCCUCCCGGACGGCGUGCUGUCGGACACGGUGUCCUACGCUCUGUGGCUGUUGGAGUCGUCCCACGCUUCAGGCAUCUGUCACGCCACCAUGUUUUUCUCCAUAUCUUUCUCCUUCAGAGCCGUGCUGCAGCUGUUCGACCAUCAGGACGGCCUGCGCAGGCUGGUCAACUUGGUCAGUACUUUGGAGAUCCUGAACACAGAGGUUGAGGCGUCCAGAAUGAGCGAUGACCAGGUCUUCUCCAGCCGACAGACAGCAAAGCAUACCUGCAUGGCCCUGCGCAGGUACUUCGAGGCUCACCUGGGGGUGAAGGCUGAACAGGUGAAACAGUCCCUGCACUCGUCAGACGGAGGUGCUGUUGUUCCCACGCAGCCGUUUUACAAGGCAUACGCGUACACCAGAGAGCAGGUUAUCGAGAUGAUGGAGUUUCUCAUCGAGUGCGGACCCCCUCAGCUGCACUGGGAACCAGUCGAGGUUUUCUACAAACUGUCCUGUGUCCCACUGAUGCUGCAGCUCAUAUCUACAGCCUGCGACUGGAGGACUUACUACGGCAGGAGUGACACAGUGCGUUACGCCCUGGACAUCCUGGCCAUCCUGAUGGUGGUUCCUAAAGUCCAGUUGGUGCUUGCAGACACUGUAGAAGUUCUGGAUGAAACCAGGUCACCUGUUACCACUGUCGGUAUGAGCAUCAUCCUGGGCGUGGCAGAGGGCGAAGUGUUUGUCAACGAUGCUGAGAUCCAGAAGUCUGCACUACAAGUGAUGAUAAACUGUGUGUGCGCCCCAGACCAGAGCCUCAACACUGUGGGUGCUUUCGCUGUGGCCCCCCUCAGGCCGUCCGUCCACCCACAGCAGCCUCCCACUCCCCACAACCGAGUGCUGGCCCACAUGUGGCAACUAGUUCAGAACAACAACGGUAUAAAGGUGCUGCUGUCUCUGCUGUCGGUGAAGAUGCCCAUCACUGAUGCAGAUCUGAUCCGUGCUCUGGCCUGCAAGGCUCUGGUCGGACUCUCCCGCAGUUCGGCCAUCAGGCAGAUCAUCAGCAAGCUGCCGCUGUUCACCAGCGGCCACAUCCAGCAGCUGAUGAAGGAGCCGGUGCUGCAGGACAAACGCAGCGAGCACGUCCGUUUCUGCCGGUACGCCGCCGAGCUGACGGAGCGAGUGUCGGGGAAGCCCCUCCUCAUGGGCACCGACGUCUCGCUGGCUCGACUGCAGAGGGCCAACGUUGUCGCCCAGUCGCGGAUCACGUUCCCUGAGAAGGAGCUGCUCAUGCUGAUCAGAAACCACCUGGUGGCCAAAGGGCUCCACGACACGGCCAACACGCUCGUCAAAGAGGCCAAUUUAUCCGUAACGUCUCUCUGUGCGAACGCUUCCUCCUGCGUCACACCUCCUCCGCCCUCCUCCUCCUCAGGGAUCCCCAGGACUUGCCGGUUAGCUGGCGGCAUCGCAGCUCGUGUUGCCGGCCAUGUUGGAACGUCUCCUGUCUCCUCAGUUACUGCGCCUCCUGCUCCUCCCACACCACUCCCUCCUCUUCUCGUUCCCUCCCCUCAUGGGCAGGGCUCACAUCUGGUUGGGCGCAUUUUGUUCUCACGAGAACGUCCGGUGGUCCAUUGCAGCUCAGGGAAAAAGCUUCGUGCACUGAAGCAGAAGUCUGACCACGGUGCCUUCAUACAGACUCCAGCCAUGAAGAAGCAGCUAGAGCGCCACCUUCCUUCUCCCCCGACCCUCGACAGCAUCAUCACCGAGUACCUGAGGGAACAACACGCCCGCUGCCCCAACCCUGUCACCACCUGCCCCCCCUUCUCUCUGUACACCCCCCACCGCUGCCCCGAGCCAAAGCAGAGGCGACAGGCAUCGCCCAACUUCACCGCCCGCCUGGGGAGCAGGGUGCUGUACCCGAAGUACGGAGGGGUGGACCGAGGCUGUCUGGACAGACAUCUCAUAUUUAGCAGGUUUCGUCCCAUGACCGUCUUCCACGAGGGUGACGGAGACGAGAGCGGUUUCACCUGUUGUGCCUUCUCAGCCCGCGAGCGUUUCCUGAUGCUGGGAACCUGCUCGGGUCACCUCAAAUUCUACAACGUGUUCUCUGGAGAGCAGGUGGCCGACUACACCUGCCACACGUCAGCCAUCACGCACCUCGAGCCCUCCAGGGACGGGAAGUUGCUGCUCACGUCUGCUUCCUGGAGUUUCCCGUUGUCUGCUCUCUGGAGUAUUGAUAGUGUCUUCAGCAAGAAGAGCUCGUUUGCAGACGAGCACUACGUGGAGUUCAGUAAACUCUGUCAGGACCGAGUCAUCGGCACCAAGGACCAAGUCGCAUAUAUCUAUGACAUCCAGACGGGUCAGAAGACCCUGACCCUGAACGACUCAGCCCUGGCCAACAACUACAAGAGAAACUGCGCCACGUUCAACCCCACGGACGACCUGGUGCUGAAUGACGGCGUGCUGUGGGACGUGCGGGCGUCGCGGGCCAUCCACAAGUUUGACAAGUUCAACAUGAACAUCAGCGGGGUUUUCCAUCCCAACGGCCUGGAGGUCAUCAUCAACACUGAGAUUUGGGACCUGAGGACCUUCCACCUCCUGCACACUGUCCCCGCUCUGGACCAGUGCAGGCUGGUCUUCAACAGCAACGGCACCAUCAUGUAUGGAGCAAUGCUGCAGGCUGAUGAAGAGGACGACGCCAUGGACCAGCAGAUGAAGAGUCCCUUUGGCUCGUCCUUCAGAACCUUCGAUGCCACAGACUACAAGCCCAUUGCCACAGUGGAUGUAAAGAGGAACAUCUUCGACCUGUGCACCGACACCAAAGACUGCUACCUGGCUGUCAUCGAGAACCAGGACACCGUGAGCUUGGACACGGUGUGUCGUCUGUACGAGGUGGGACGGCACAAACUGGCCGAGGAGGGAGACGACGACGACCAGGACGAUGAAGACCAGGAUGAUGACGACUCCUCAGACUCGGACGACGACGAUGACGACGAUAUGGACACAGACCCGCUCAUCGAGGAACUGGAAAAUAACGACGAGCCAGAUAACGAAGAGCGAGCCAACUCUCCGACCGAUGAAGAGAUUGCAGAUCUGCUUGGCGGCAACAGCGAUGACGACAACAGCGAUGACGACGACGACGACGAUGACGACUCAGGAGGCUCCGACCGCUCGGACAGGAGCGACGAUGGAUCUGACCCAGACUACCCAGGACAGUCCGAUGAGGAGGUUCAGAUCCUGCGGGCCCUCGGUGACCGAUGGUUCUCCUGAGCUGCCAGAGGAGGCUCCUCCGCCGACCAUGUGAACCUCGAUGAGACUUUGGUGUUUUUAAGCCCUCAGUCGGUCCGUCAGCUGGACUGUGAACGCACCGAUGUGCACACAAACGUCCUGCAGGAUCACAGAGACAUCUGAGCUUUAGAGAGACCACGGUGAUGCUGAAUAAAUUAACUCCCAAAGACCACGAGACUCACUUCAGUUUCACACUUUUCUCCUCUGCUUCGUUUGACUUUCUGUUUCUGCUGGAAGGAGGAUGUGAAGACGAGACGUUUGUUUGGUUGAAUUUGUUCACCAUAAACGGCCAAACCGCCAGUGAAUGUAAACUUAAGUCAAGGAAGUUUACUUUUGCCCCACAAAUGAGUCCCUCAGGUUUAAUCUUCAUGUUUAACAUCUGAAAUUUUAACACGUGACUUCAGAAACACACAGAAACCUGAGCGUGUGUCCAGAGCCCACCAGGGGGCGUAAGAAAACAGUACAUCUGAGUACUGCAGUGUUUCGUGGUACCGUAUCAGUUCUAAUGGACCGUCACCGCAGCGUCGCCAUGCGGUUCGUCCCAUUCUUCCGCUGCGUCGGUGUUGAACUGCUCGUUCAGUUUCCCACACGAUUCAGCGAACAGGAGUCCGUUUUAAUGAGGGGAGACUUCCUGUUUCAUAAAUGAGUUGAAUUUAUUGUCUUGACUGUUUAUUUUGGCUUAUGGUUGUGGAGCUCAGCGUGUUUCAGGUGUCUUUGUUCCUGAAUAGAAGUGUCAGUUCUGUGAGGACGGAGGACCUGCAGGGUCCCCGGGACGUCCCUGCAGUCCGCAGCGUGUGGACAACGUGUGGACUGCAGGGGUUGGAGGUUUGUAGCAGCUGAUGGUGUUCACGUCAUGUCAUCAUGUCUCACUUCAUAGUCACGUGUCGCCGUGUGAUUUGUGAUUCAUAUUUGUAUUGUCUCGAUUAAGUUUUCAGUUGUUCAUGUGGUUUUGUUAGAUUUUGACAAGCACCAGUUCUUUCACUAUGAGCUGCUACAAAAUGGGGACGUCCUCAGGGUUCAGGUGCGCUUUGCCCCUCGCCGGGCGCCGAGUCUCUGAGCUCCCAGCGGGACGUGAAGGCUGCUUUAAGGAGCAGCUGAAGUCAGUCCAUCCUCAGUUUUACAGCAGAUGGUCUGGGAGUCUGUUUGAGAUUCAGUGAGACUCAGUCCGCUUCACUUCACGAGUCCUGCUUUGAUAAUAAAACUGCUGCUUUGUCUCGUCA